AUCGGCUUUGUUGAUAAUGUAUAUCGGCGUACAAAUAAGGUUCAAACUGGGAGUAUAAGUAUUGCGUGUUUGUCGCUGCAAUAUCCCUCAGUCAGUCCUGCCGUUACCGUCAUCAGCAUAUCUUCACGACCCCUCCAUUUACUCGCCAUUAUGAUCUCUACUACUACCAUGACCCGCGCCGCGCGUGUUGUUAUGCAAGGCUAUCUUACAGCCUCGUUUUUCAAAGAAAUCGUCAUCGACCGCACUAUUCAGGUCCUGUCCGAAUCAGAGGAGGUCUCCGUUAGCCUUGUCACGUUCACUGUCUGCUCCUCGACAGCCGUCCUUCUUCUAGCCUCCGCCAAAGCUGCUCGACAAUUCCUCAGCGAUGAUUUCCAACGCGUCCCCGCUCUCAAGGACCAUACCGCUGGGCUCGACGCAUCUUUUGCUGGAGGCAACACCCUGGACGCUAUCUCAACAACUAAGGCUUUUGGAGUAGCAGCUCGGCCAUCCUCGUCGUGUGCAGUGAUUGAAUCAACCGAAACCACCUUUGAGGCUCCCACCAAAGGCUUAUCGACGACUGAUUCUGACACGACACUCAUAGCCCACGAUGAGGAGUUCAAGUUGGCCAAGGACGUAUUCUUCUGCGACCGUGUCUCAGACGUCGAGUCGCUCACUGACGAAGUCACUUUCUAUGAGGUAAGAAGCAGCGUGAUUUUUCUGACUUCCGUUUACUAAUGCUUGGGUCUAUAGGACGACUGCCAGGCUACAGCACACUGCCUUGCAGACAAUGAACCGGACCACACCUUGCAUGUCGGAUACGACCCACAAACCAUCGACGACCUAAUCAGAAGAAUUUCAGCUAUUUCUCUCGACGAUGUACCCUCUAGUUUAUCAACCAUUUCUCUCGACAAUGUAUCCUCUCAUUUAUCCACUACUUCUCUCGACAAUGUACCCUCUCACUUAUCAGUCAUUUCUCUCGACAAUGUAACCUCUCAUCUAUCCACUCCUUCUCUCGACAAUGUAGCCUCUCAUUUAUCAA
This is a messenger RNA of Suillus clintonianus, 1018 nucleotides long. RefSeq lists its product as uncharacterized. Lineage: Eukaryota; Fungi; Basidiomycota; Agaricomycetes; Boletales; Suillaceae. The transcript has a single exon. The record is from RefSeq and is a predicted model, not a curated record. Bases 151 to 714 code for a protein of 187 amino acids.